Molecule: messenger RNA, 4671 nt
Organism: Scomber japonicus (chub mackerel)
Lineage: Eukaryota; Metazoa; Chordata; Actinopteri; Scombriformes; Scombridae
Gene: abcc9
Product: ATP-binding cassette, sub-family C (CFTR/MRP), member 9
Biological process (GO): potassium ion transport; transmembrane transport
Cellular component (GO): membrane
Molecular function (GO): ATP binding; sulfonylurea receptor activity; ATP hydrolysis activity
Source: RefSeq, a predicted model, not a curated record
AUGGCCUUGUCGUUUUGCGGCAACGACAAGAACAUCAACUCCUACAGCGUGGAGCAAGGCGUGCUGAACAAUGGCUGCUUCGUGGACGCGCUCAACCUGGUUCCUCAUGUCUUCCUGCUCUUCAUCACCUUCCCCAUCCUCUUCAUCGGUUGGGGCAGUCAGAGCUCGAAGGUCCAGAUCCAUCACAACACAUGGCUUCAUUUCCCCGGACACAACAUGAGAUGGAUCCUCACCUUCUCGCUGCUCUUCGUCCACGUCUGCGAGUUCGCCGAAGGCAUCGUCUCCAACAAGAUGAUGGCCACCAACCACCUCCAUCUCUUCAUGCCGGCGUUCAUGGGCUUCAUCGCUGCUACGACGUCGGUGGUUUACUAUCACAACAUAGAGACGUCCAACUUCCCCAAACUGCUACUCGUUCUUUUCAUCUACUGGGUUUUGGCGUUCAUCACUAAAACCAUCAAGUUGUGGAAGUUUGCGGCGUACAGCGUGGGACCGCAGCACCUGAGGUUCUGCAUCACGGCUCUGCUGGUCAUCCUGUACGGACUGCUGAUGGGCGUAGAGAUCAACGUCAUCAGAGUCCGAAGAUAUGUAUUCUUUGCCAACCCUCAGAAGGUGAAGCCGCCAGAAGAUUUACAGGAUCUGGGAGUUCGCUUUCUGCAGCCGUUUGUCAACCUGCUCUCCAAGGCAACAUACUGGUGGAUGAAUCCUCUGAUCAUUGGAGCUCAUAAAAGGCCGAUAGAGCUGAAGAAGAUCGGGAAGCUGCCGAUCGCUAUGAGAGCUCUCACCAACUAUUUACGACUCAAAGACGCAUACGAGGACCAGAGGACGGCCGAGGACCCGGAUCGCCCCCCGUCUAUCUGGCGCUCCAUGUACCGAGCGUUCGGCCGUCCCAUCCUGCUCAGCAGCACCUUCCGUUACCUGGCCGACCUGCUGGGAUUCGCCGGGCCUCUCUGCAUCUCCGGCAUCGUGAAGUAUCUGAACGCCAGCGAUAAAGUCCCCCCGCCAGACAAGGAAAAGGCGAUGUUUUUCGGCGUGUACUUCAUGUCCUCCACUGAGCUGCUGCAGAACACUUCAGUCCUGGCCGUCCUCCUCUUCCUGGCGCUAGUCCUGCAGAGGACCUUCCUGCAGGCCUCCUACUACGUUACCAUAGAAACAGGCAUCAACCUGCGUGGAGCCCUGUUGGCGAUGAUUUACAACAAAAUCCUGCGGCUGUCCACCUCCAACAUGUCUAUGGGGGAGAUGACACUGGGGCAGAUCAACAACCUGGUUGCCAUAGAGACCAACCAGCUGAUGUGGUUCCUGUUUCUCUGCCCCAACCUGUGGGCCAUGCCUGUACAGAUUGUGAUGGGAGUGAUUCUGCUCUACUAUUUAUUAGGCUACAGCGCCUUAGUAGGAGCGUCUGUCAUCGUCCUGCUGGCUCCAGUCCAGUACCUCAUAGCUACGAAGCUGGCAGACACACAGAAAAGCACACUAGAGCACUCUACCGAUCGCCUAAAAAAGACCACAGAGAUCUUAAAGGGCAUAAAGCUACUAAAGCUGUACGCCUGGGAGAAUAUCUUCUGUGAUAGUGUGGAGGACACUCGAGGAAAAGAGCUCACCAGCCUGAAGACGUUCGCUUUCUACACUUCUAUGUCAAUUUUCAUGAAUGCUGCUAUCCCCAUUGCCGCUGUACUUGCGACAUUUGUGAUGCAUCAUUUCAUCAAUGAAAACGGUCCAAGUCCUUCUGAGGCUUUUGCUGCUCUGGCCUUGUUCCACAUCCUGGUUACUCCUCUCUUCCUGCUCUCCACUGUCGUCAGAUUUGCCGUCAAGGCUUUGGUCAGUGUCCAGAAGCUCGGCGAGUUUCUGCAGAGUGACGAAAUUGGAGAUGACAGCUGGAGGAACGGAGACAUGGCCGUUUCCCUGGAGGCCGGUAAAAAACACCUGGGCCCGGUGACCAUCAACAGGAAGCAGCCAAUGCGCUACCAGAUGGACAACUAUGAGCAGCCGACCAGGCGACAGAUGAGACCCACGGAGACCGAGGAUGUGGCUGUAAAGGUGAGCAAUGGAUUCUUCACCUGGGGAAGCAACCUGUCGACGCUGUCCGACAUCAACAUCCGCAUCCCAACAAGUCAGCUGACGAUGAUCGUGGGCCAGGUGGGUUGUGGGAAAUCGUCGCUGCUGCUGGCCAUGCUGGGCGAGAUGCAGACCAUCGACGGAAGAGUCCACUGGAGCGAUUGGUCAGAGACAGAGGAGUCAGACGAAGACAUCAGGAGCAAGAACAGAUACUCGGUGGCCUACGCUGCUCAGAAGUCGUGGCUGCUGAACGCGACGGUGGAGGAAAACAUCACGUUCGGGAGUCCGUUCAACAAGCAGAGGUAUAAGACAGUGAUUGACACGUGCUCUCUGCAGCUGGAUAUCGACCUGCUGCCUUUUGGAGACCAGACUGAGAUCGGAGAGCGAGGCAUCAACCUGAGUGGAGGUCAGAGACAGAGGAUCUGUGUGGCUCGAGCUCUCUACCAAAACACCAACAUCGUCUUCUUGGACGACCCGUUCUCAGCGCUGGACAUCCACCUCAGCGAUCACCUGAUGCAGGAAGGAAUCCUCAAGUUCCUGCAGGAAGAUAAACGGACGGUCGUCCUCGUCACUCAUAAACUGCAGUAUCUAAUACAUGCAGACUGGAUCAUAGCGAUGAAGGACGGCUCUGUGCUGAGGGAAGGAACUCUAAAGGACAUUCAGACUCACGACGUCGAGCUCUACGAACACUGGAAGACACUGAUGAACAGACAGGAUCAAGGAUUAGAGAAGGACAUACAGCAGGACAGUCAAACUACACUAGAGAGGAAAACACUGCGGAGAGCUUUCUACUCCCGAGAGGCGAAGAACCAGAUCGACGAUGAGGACGAAGAGGAAGAAGAGGAGGAAGAGGAUGAUGAUAACAUGUCCACAACUACGAACAGACGAUCGAAAAUCCCCUGGAAGGUUUGCUGGUGCUACAUGUCCUCCGGUGGCUUCUUCAUGGUUUUCCUGAUGGUUUCCUCUAAACUCCUCAAGCACUCCGUCAUCGUUGCCAUUGACUACUGGUUGGCUCGCUGGACUUCCUCCAAAACCAAUCAGAGCACUGGUGCUGGAGCCGACGACGCCUACUAUCUGCCCGUGUUUAUCAUCCUGUGUGCAGCCGGCAUCACUUUAUGCCUCAUCACCUCCCUCACUGUGGAGUUUCUGGGUCUUUCUGCAGCCACCAACCUGCAUCACAACCUGCUCAACAAGAUCAUCCACGCUCCCAUCAGAUUCUUUGACAUCACUCCGCUCGGUCAGAUCCUCAACAGAUUCUCAGCUGAUACCAACAUCAUCGAUCAACACAUCCCUCCGACUCUGGAGUCUUUGACGAGAUCCACGCUGCUCUGUUUGUCGGCGAUCGGAGUCAUUUCCUCCAUCACUCCGACUUUUGUCAUCGCUCUGCUUCCUCUGGCGGUGGCUUUCUACUUCAUACAGAAAUACUUCCGGGUGGCCUCCAAAGACCUGCAGGACCUCGAUGACUCAACGCAACUUCCUCUGCUGUGUCACUUCUCUGAGACUGCGGAGGGUCUCACCACGAUCAGAGCGUUCAGACACGAGGCUCGUUUCAAACAGCGCAUGUUGGAGCUGACUGAUACCAAUAACACAGCGUACCUCUUCCUGUCUGCUGCAAACCGCUGGCUGGAGGUCCGAACGGAUUACCUUGGAGCAGUGAUCGUGCUGACAGCAGCUGUGACUUCUAUAUGGAGUUCACAGUAUUUACCAGCUGGAGGUUUGGUGGGGCUCGGACUCACCUACGCUCUCACCGUCACUAACUACCUGAACUGGGUUGUGAGGAACUUGGCAGACCUGGAGGUUCAGAUGGCGGCCGUGAAGAAGGUCAACAGCUUCCUGAGCACCGAGUCGGAGAACUACGAGGGAUCGAUGGAUGCGACUCAGGUGCCUGAAAACUGGCCUCACGGUGAGAUAAAGAUCCAGGACCUGUGCGUGCGCUACGACCCCAUGCUCAAACCGGUGCUCAAGCACGUCAACGCUUACAUCGCGGGCCAGAAGGUGGGGAUCUGCGGUCGUACAGGCAGCGGGAAGUCUUCACUGUCUUUGGCCUUUUUCAACAUGGUGGAUAUUUUUGAAGGAAAGAUUGUCAUCGACGGGAUCGACAUCUGUAAGCUUCCUCUGCAGACGCUCAGGUCGAGACUCUCCAUCAUCCUCCAGGAUCCUGUGUUAUUCAGCGGAUCGAUAAGGUUUAACCUCGAUCCGGAGAGAACGUGCACCGAUGAUCGACUCUGGGAGGCGCUAGAGAUCGCUCAGCUGAAGAACAUGGUGAAAGCUCUUCCUGGAGGAUUAGACGCGGUCGUGACAGAAGGAGGAGAGAACUUCAGCGUCGGUCAGAGGCAACUCUUCUGUUUGGCGAGAGCGUUCGUCCGAAAGAGCAGCAUCCUCAUCAUGGACGAAGCCACAGCGUCUAUCGACAUGGCAACGGAGAACAUCUUACAGAAAGUUGUGAUGACAGCCUUCGCAGACAGAACAGUUGUCACCAUCGCACAUCGUGUCCACACCAUCCUCACAGCUGAUCUGGUCAUCGUGAUGAAGCGAGGGAACAUUUUGGAGUACGACAAACCCGAGACUCUUUUGGAGCAGGAGGACGGGAUGUUCGCCUCAUUCGUCAAGGCCGACAUGUAG